CUUCUUCAACAUCCAACAAUUAUGAAGACUGCUGCCACUUUUCUGGCUCUUUGCUUCUUAGGUUACAGUUAUAUCUCAUCAGCGAGCUGUGUGGAGGAUGUUUACGAAUAUUUAUGGGAAAAGAAUAAAGACCUCGCUGACCAGACGCUCAAUCUGGACUUUCUGAGGCAAAUGGAAAACGGCAGCCUGCAGGCGGAGCGAUACGUCAACUUCACCAUCCAAGACAUCGGUUACCUGCUGAAAGUCACCAAGAUGCUGAAGAGAAUGAGCGCCAAAGUCUCUCAACCUGACGACAUCAGGGACUUUAUGAAAGGGAGAUUCUCCAGCUACAAAAGCUUUGGAGAAUACAUGUUAAAGCUGUAUUUUUUCAAGACUGAGCCUCCAAUUCAGCAAACUCCAGCCAUGAGAAAGUAUCUGUCGUCCUACAGAAAUCUGAUGCUUGAAGAACCGAUAUACUUUGCGGUGGGUCUUCUACCAUGUGCUAGACUCUGGGUUUGGUUGGCUAAUAAUCUCAACAUUCCUCCAACCAAUGCCUACUUCACCUGGAAGGUGGACAACAUGGGGGGCCAUCCAGAGAAACACUAUAAAGCUCUGCUGAACAAGUAUCUGAACACAGCUGAUAAAGUGGCGAAAGCUAAUGCUGUGUUUCGUGAGCAGAUGCAGAACGAGCAUGAUUUCUUCUCCACAUCUUGAGUGGCUGCUAUUGCUUGCAAAUGCUUAUAACAUUUCAUAAAAGACCUUUUAUAUUGUGCAUUUGAUUUUGUCAACAUCAUGCAGUCAAUAUAUUUAAUCAAUAAGUUAAUUAUUUAAUAAUUUAAUAUUUUAAGCAAGUACAAAUAUUUUCUGCAAGUACACCACAGUCAAAUCGAACACAAUUUAAUUGCUGUUUAUUGUCUAAAUAUUCAGUGUCUGUUGUAUUCCCCAAUAACAAUACAAAUAAAUAAUCCAAUAUUUCUGA
This is a messenger RNA of Danio aesculapii, 958 nucleotides long. RefSeq lists its product as uncharacterized. NCBI's taxonomy places the organism in Eukaryota, Metazoa, Chordata, Actinopteri, Cypriniformes, Danionidae. Gene Ontology annotation, cellular component: cytosol. The transcript is spliced from 3 exons. The coding region runs from base 22 to 693 and encodes 223 amino acids. The record is from RefSeq and is a predicted model, not a curated record.